Messenger RNA from Calidris pugnax (ruff), 1005 nucleotides. Its product is annotated as gamma-crystallin 1-like. The record is from RefSeq and is a predicted model, not a curated record. Gene Ontology annotation, biological process: visual perception; lens development in camera-type eye. The transcript is spliced from 3 exons. Lineage: Eukaryota; Metazoa; Chordata; Aves; Charadriiformes; Scolopacidae. Gene Ontology annotation, molecular function: structural constituent of eye lens.
AUGGAUCCCAUAGAAAAUGGACGCAAGGGCUUUGCUGGUCUUCAGAUCACUUUCUUUGAUGACAGAAAUUUUGCGGUCUGCUCCUGUGCAGCCACCACAGACCAGCCUGCCCAGCUCAACCCCUGCAACUCUGUCAAGGUGGAAAAUGGAUGCUGGAUGGUCUAUGAACAUCCCAACUACACAGGCCAUCAGUUCUUCCUGAGGAAGGGAGAAUAUCCUGACAACCGGCACUGGAUGGACUUCAAUGACUCCAUUAGAUCUUGUUGUAUCAUCACAGCAGAAAAUUCUCCAUAUUGUCUCCAGUGGCUAUUCACUGUUGUGCUGUUAGCAUCAGUAUUGCAUCUAGCAAGCUGUAGUCACCUAGAACUGCCACUUGACAUCCUGUGCAUCUGUGUCUGGAUUUGCCUUUGCAGCCCCAGGAGCACAGACGAGAGGAAUGCUGUCAGAGGCAGGAUGUUGGAGUUCAUGGAUAACUGCCCUUCUCUCCAGGAUGACUUUGACUGCAGGGACAUCUGGUCUUAUGUCAUACUUGAAGGAACCUGGGUUUUCUACAAAUAGCCACACUUCGAAGGACAGCAGUACCUCCUGAGGCCUGGCAAGUACAUGUGAUUCACCAACUGGGGUGCCAUGACCACCAAAGCUGGAUCCUUCUAACCAACGGUGAAUAUUUCCUAACCAUCACUUUCCUAAGCUAUAUGUCAAUGAGUAGUGCCAUAAGUAGAUUAUUAAAGCCUAGGAGUUUUGGAGCCUACCUGGAUCAGGCUCCCCUUUCUUGCAAUGCUUUUAGCCUUUGAUUUAAAGCCCAGCAGAGUCAAAAAGUGUCUUGACUAUGGUGGACUUCAGAGCCUGUGCUUACUUUACUGGUAGGAGUAAUUCCCCCAAAGUCAGUGGAGAUUUACUGGUAACACCCAAGCUCAGAGAAAACCCACAUCUAAAUUGCCAAGCUGUUUUUUUAUCUGCAGUCUUGGAUCAAUUUAAAAAUCACAUCUUUGAUGAAAAAUAUUA